AUGGAGGCGUCAGCGUCGAGGGUGGGAGUCCGCGCUGCCGGGUGUGUCUGCAGCUCGGGGCGCUGUAGGGUGGGAUGUGACCCCAAGACCGCGGCGGCCUGGCACGUGAUCCGCCACCACCUUCACCUCCCUUCCAUCCUCGACAAGAUGCCUGCUCCCGGCGCUCUCAUCCUUCUUGCGGCUGUCUCCGCCUCCGGCUGCCUGGCCUCCCCGGCCCACCCCGAUGGAUUCGCCCUGGGCCGGGCUCCUCUGGCUCCUCCCUACGCCGUGGUUCUCAUUUCCUGCUCCGGCCUCCUGGCCUUCGUCUUCCUCCUUCUCACCUGUCUGUGCUGCAAACGAGGUGAUGUCGGCUUCAAGGAGUUUGAGAACCCUGAAGGGGAGGAUUGCUCUGGGGAGUACACUCCUCCUGCAGAGGAGACUUCUUCCUCCCAGUCGCUGCCUGAUGUCUACAUUCUCCCGCUGGCUGAGGUCUCCCUGCCAAUGCCUGCCCCACAGCCUUCACACUCAGACAUGACCACCCCACUGGGCCUUAGUCGCCAGCAUCUCAGCUACCUACAAGAGAUUGGGAGUGGCUGGUUUGGGAAGGUGAUCCUGGGAGAGAUUUUCUCCGACUACACCCCUGCCCAGGUGGUGGUGAAGGAGCUCCGAGCCAGUGCAGGGCCCCUGGAGCAGCGCAAGUUCAUCUCGGAAGCACAGCCAUACAGGAGCCUGCAGCACCCCAAUGUCCUCCAGUGCCUGGGCCUCUGCGUGGAGACACUGCCCUUUCUGCUGAUUAUGGAGUUCUGUCAACUGGGGGACCUGAAGCGUUACCUUCGUGCCCAGCGGCCCCCUGAGGGCCUGUCCCCUGAGCUACCCCCUCGAGACCUGCGGACACUGCAGAGGAUGGGCCUGGAGAUCGCCCGCGGGCUGGCGCACCUGCACGCCCACAACUAUGUGCACAGUGACCUGGCUCUGCGUAACUGCCUGCUGACCUCGGACCUCACCGUGCGCAUUGGAGAUUAUGGGCUCGCCCAUAGCAACUACAAGGAGGACUACUACCUGACUCCAGAGCGGCUGUGGAUCCCGCUGCGCUGGGCCGCGCCCGAGCUCCUUGGGGAGCUGCACGGGACCUUCAUGGUGGUGGACCAGAGCCGUGAGAGCAACAUCUGGUCCUUGGGGGUAACCCUGUGGGAGCUGUUUGAGUUUGGGGCACAGCCGUACCGCCACCUGUCAGAUGAAGAGGUCCUCGCCUUUGUCGUCCGCCAGCAGCACGUGAAGCUGGCCCGGCCCAGGCUCAAGCUGCCCUAUGCAGACUAUUGGUAUGACAUCCUGCAGUCCUGCUGGCGGCCACCUGCCCAGCGCCCCUCAGCCUCUGAUCUCCAGCUGCAGCUCACCUACUUGCUGUCUGAGCGGCCACCCCGGCCCCCACCACCACCACCCCCGCCCCGAGAUGGUCCCUUCCCCUGGCCCUGGCCCCCAGCACACAGUGCACCCCGCCCGGGGACCCUCUCCUCACCAUUCCCCCUUCUAGAUGGCUUCCCUGGGGCUGACCCUGAUGAUGUGCUCACAGUGACUGAGAGCAGCCGUGGCCUCAACCUCGAGUGCCUGUGGGAGAAGGCCCGGCGAGGGGCUGGCCGUGGUGGUGGGGCACAGCCCUGGCAGCCAGCAUCUGCGCCCCCAGCCCCCCAUGCCAACCCCUCCAACCCUUUCUAUGAGGCUCUGUCUACACCCAGUGUGCUGCCAGUCAUCAGCGCUCGCAGCCCCUCAGUCAGCAGCGAGUACUAUAUCCGCCUGGAAGAGCAUGGCUCUCCACCUGAGCCCCUCUUUCCCAAUGACUGGGACCCCCUGGACCCAGGGGUACCUGCCCCUCAGGCCCCCCAGGCCCCCUCCGAGGUCCCACAACUGGUGUCCGAGACCUGGGCCUCCCCCCUCUUCCCUGCGCCCCGGCCAUUCCCUGCUCAGUCCUCAGGAUCAGGCAGCUUCCUGCUGAGUGGCUGGGAUCCCGAGGGCCGGGGCGCUGGGGAGACCCUGGCAGGAGACCCUGCCGAGGUACUGGGGGAGCGAGGCACUGCUCCGUGGGCAGAGGAAGAAGAGGAGGAGGAGGAAGGCAGCUCCCCAGGGGAGGACAGCAGCAGCAUUGGGGGUGGCCCCAGCCGCCGGGGCCCCCUACCCUGCCCCCUGUGCAGCCGCGAGGGGGCCUGCUCCUGUCUGCCACUGGAGCGGGGGGACGCUGUGGCUGGCUGGGGAGGCCACCCUGCCCUUGGCUGUCCCCACCCCCCAGAGGACGACUCAUCUUUGCGGGCAGAACGGGGGUCUCUAGCCGACUUGCCCCUGGCCCCCCCUACCUCGGCCCCCCCCGAGUUUCUGGACCCCCUUAUGGGGGCGGCGGCGCCCCAGUACCCCGGGCGGGGGCCACCUCCCGCUCCCCCCCCCCCGCCGCCACCUCCUCGGGUCCCCGCGGACCCGGCUGUGUCCCCAGACCCCCCAUCGGCCGUGGCCAGUCCCGGCUCAGGCCUGUCGUCUCCGGGCCCCAAGCCGGGGGACAGCGGCUACGAGACAGAGACCCCUUUUUCCCCCGAGGGACCCUUCCCAGGUGGGGGGGCAGCCGAGGAGGAAGGGGUCCCUCGGCCGCGGGCUCCCCCCGAGCCACCCGACCCAGGAGUGCCCCGGCCACCUCCAGACCCGGGUCCGCUCCUACUCCCAGGGAACCGGGAGAAGCCAACCUUCGUGGUUCAAGUGAGCACCGAGCAGCUGCUGAUGUCCCUGAGGGAGGACGUGACAAGGAACCUCCUGGGGGAGAAGGGGGCGACCGCCCGGGAGACAGGACCCAGGAAGGUGGGGAGAGGCCCCGGGAACAGAGAGAAAGUCCCAGGCCUGAACAAGGACCUGACAGCCCUGGGCGACGGGAACCAAGCCCCAAGCCUGAGCCUCCCCGUGAACGGGACGAUAGUGUUGGAGAACGGGGGACAGAGAGCCCCAGACAUCGAGGGGAAGGCGGCCAUCAAGGAGAAGGAGGCCAUCGAGGAGAAAGCAGUGGAGAACGGGGGCCUGGGGUCCCCAGAGAGAGAAGAGAAAGCGCUGGAGAAUGGGGAGCUGACACCCCCAAGGAGAGAGGAGAAAGUGCUGGAGAAUGGGGACCUGAGGUCACCAGAGGUAGGGGAGAAGGUGGUGGUGAAUGGGGGACUGACACCCCCAAAGAGCGGGGAGAAUGUGUCAGAGAAUGGGGGCCUGAGAUUCCCCACGAACAUGGAGAGGCUGCCAGAGACUGGGCCUUGGAGAGUCCCAGGGCCCUGGGAGAAGAUGCCCGAGAGUGGGGGUCCAGCCCCCAUGAUCGAGGAGCCAGCUCCAGAGAUCUCGCUGGAGAAAGCCCCUGCACCCGGCACAGUGGCCUCAUCCUGGAACGGCGGGGAGACAGCCCCUGGCCCCCUUGGCCCAGCCCCCAAGAGCGGGACACUGGAACCCGGGACCGAGAGGAAAGCCCACGAGACUGGGGGGGUGCUGAAAGCCCCCGGGGCUGGGAGGCUGGACCUCGGGAGUGGGGGCCGAGCCCCAGUGGGCACGGGGAUGGCCCCCGCCGGCGGCCCCGGAAGCGUCGUGGACGUAAAGGCAGGAUGGGUAGACAACAUGAGGCAACAGCCACCGCUGCUGCCACCACCACCGGAAGCACAGCUGAGGAGGCCGGAGCCAGUGCCCCAGAAAGCCAAGCCGGAGGUGGCUCCCGAGGGAGAGCCCGGGGUCCCAGACAGCAAGGCCGGAGGAGACAUGGCACCCAGCGGAGACGGGGACCCCCCCAAGCCCGAGAGGAAGGGCCCCGAGAUGCCACGACUAUUCCUGGACUUGGGACCUCCUCAGGGGAACAGCGAGCAGAUCAAAGCCAAGCUCUCACGGCUCUCGCUGGCGUUGCCACCGCUCACGCUCACGCCAUUCCCGGGGCCGAGCCCGCGCCGGCCACCGUGGGAGGGCGCGGACGCCGGGGCGGCUGGCGGGGAGGCCGGCGGGGCGGGGGCGCCGGGGUCGGCGGAGGAGGACGGGGAGGACGAGGACGAGGACGAGGAGGAGGACGAGGAGGCAGCGGCACCGGACGCGGCGGCGGGGCCCCGGGGCUCCGGGAGGUCACGGGCAGCCCCGGUGCCCGUCGUGGUGAGCAGCGCCGACGCGGACGCGGCCCGCCCCCUGCGGGGGCUGCUCAAGUCUCCACGCGGGGCCGAAGAGCCAGAGGACAGCGAGCUGGAGAGGAAGCGCAAGAUGGUCUCCUUCCACGGGGACGUGACCGUCUACCUCUUCGACCAGGAGACGCCAACCAACGAGCUGAGCGUCCAGGGCCCCCCCGAGGGGGACACGGACCUAUCAACGCCCCCAGCGCCCCCGACGCCUCCCCACCCCGCCACCCCCGGAGAUGGGUUUCCCAGCAACGACAGCGGCUUUGGAGGCAGUUUCGAGUGGGCGGAGGAUUUCCCCCUCCUCCCCCCACCAGGCCCCCCCCUGUGCUUCUCCCGCUUCUCCGUCUCGCCUGCGCUGGAGACCCCGGGGCCCCCCGCCCGGGCCCCCGACACCCGGCCCGCAGAAGAGGGGUUGAGAGUAGAAUCCUCUGUGGACGAUGGAGCCACUGCCACCACCACAGACGCCGCCUCUGGGGAGGCCCCUGAGGCUGGGCCCUCCCCAUCCCCCACCAUGUGCCAAACAACGGGAGGCCCUGGCCCCCCACCCCCUAGCCCUCCCGAUGGCUCCCCUGAGCCUCCUGACCCCCUCGGUGCCAAAUGA
Otolemur garnettii (small-eared galago) is the source of this 4740-nucleotide messenger RNA. RefSeq names its product lemur tyrosine kinase 3 (gene LMTK3). Bases 1 to 4740 code for a protein of 1579 amino acids. The transcript is spliced from 16 exons. Gene Ontology annotation, molecular function: ATP binding; protein kinase activity. Gene Ontology annotation, biological process: protein phosphorylation. NCBI's taxonomy places the organism in Eukaryota, Metazoa, Chordata, Mammalia, Primates, Galagidae. The record is from RefSeq and is a predicted model, not a curated record.